GUCGUAAUGGUAAAGUCACUAUUUUCAUAACUAAAAGAUCGAGAGUUCAAACACUAUUAAAUUUUUUGUUUAUGAGAAAAAUCAAGUAAAUUUGACUUGUUCAGAGGCUGUUCACAACUCUUGGAGAAAGGUCUUCAAACUGACUUAUCAAUUAUGAUGUGAAAGGGGCAUGAACUAGUUUUUUAAAAACCAUUGAAUCAGUAACAGUGCAAACAAGCUUAUGGUCAGGUCAGCCUUACUCUACUCAAUUAGAGCCAGAAAGAACUUAUUUUGCAAAUACUUUAUAAUGAUCUUACUUGUGUUGCUUCUGCUUCAGCUCGAAUCAAAUCCAUGGCUAGCAACUGCAAUCAGUAUUUCAAAACCUGGUUGUCUAGAUCACUGUGGUGAAGUGAACAUUCCAUACCCUUUUGGAGUUGGAACCGAUUGCUACUAUGACAAAUGGUAUGAGAUCAUUUGCAAUACUUCAAAACCAUUCUUGCGUCGCUUCAAUCUUGAGGUAUUGGAUAUUAACUGGCCAGGAAGAUACCCCAGGACAGAUCCAAGGUGGAAUUAUUUUGGCGCAAAUGAUAGAAAAUUACUUGUAAAUACCCUUCCUAAAAGUUUUUGUAGAAACCACAGUAGUGCAACGGACGGUGUCAUCAUGGAGCCAGUUCACAGUAUCAACUUUCAUGGGAGUCCAUACCGAUUUUCUAGCUGGUUGAAUGUUUUUAUGGUGGAGGGGUGUGGCGAAAGUGAGGUUUUGCAGAAUAGGAGUGGAGGUAUUAUAGCUGGGUGUGCUUCAGUUUGUUCUAAUCAAGGUGUAAUGAUGAACAUGACUGAUUGCUAUGGUGUUGGAUGUUGCCAAGCCUCACUCUUAUCAUCUCCAACACAUGAGUACCUUCAAAAACAAAGAGGCCUUGAAUUUUAUCAGAUAUCUCUUGAUCAGGCAGGACAGGUGAGUACCAUGACAAAUAAGACUUGUGACAUAUAUGCAGCUUUGAUUGCAAGCGAUUCGGUGAAGAAGUUAUCUGGUAAAUUAUCAAAACUAGAAGCAUUUAGCACAGUACUAGAGUGGUAUGCUUAUUCCAUAAACUACAAUAUGUUGAAUCCGAGUUAUAAAAAUGUCAGUUGUUACGAAUCACAGAGUGAGUACGAAUCAUUGAGUGAUUUUAAUAGUGAUAUAAAAUGUUUCUGUGGUUCUACAUACGAAGGAAACCCCUAUCUUCCGUAUGGAUGCCAAGGGGUGGAAGAAUGUCACAGAUGUAAACAUGGAUGUUCUUUAAAUGACACUACACAGACCUUCAAUUAUUACUGUGAAAUGAAUCCACUACUAAAACGUGCAUCAAUUAUUGGAUUCAGCACAGGAGCAGGAUUUAUCCUUUUGGUUUUAGGUUCCUAUUGGCUAUAUAUAUAUGUAAAGAGAAGAAGAGAGAUUAAAGAAAAAGCCAAGUACUUCAAGAGAAAUGGUGGUUUAUUAUUGCAACAACAAAUGAAUUCACACGAAGGUGUUGUUGAGAAAACUAAAAUCUUUACAAUAGAUGAGUUGGAGAAAGCUACUGAUCAGUUCAAUGAAAACAGAAUACUUGGCCAAGGAGGCCAAGGUACAGUCUACAAAGGUAUGUUAAUGGACGGAAGGAUUGUCGCCAUUAAGAGAUCGAAAAAAGUUGACGAGAGCCAGUUAGAACAGUUUAUCAAUGAAGUUGUUAUUCUUUCCCAACUUAAUCAUCGAAACGUGGUAAAUUUGUUGGGUUGCUGUUUAGAGACUGAAGUCCCUUUGCUUGUCUACGAGUUCAUCCCAAAUGGAACACUUUAUCAGCAUAUCCAUAGUGAGAUCGAAGAUUUUCAUGUCUCUUGGAAAAUGCGCUUACAAAUUGCUGCAGAAUCAGCUAUUGCUUUAGCUUACCUUCACUCAUAUUCGUCUGCUCCUAUUUAUCACAGAGAUAUCAAAUCAUCCAAUAUACUUUUGGAUGACAAGUAUAGAGCAAAAAUAUCAGAUUUUGGGACUUCAAAAGCCAUUACAAUUGAGCAAACUCAUGUGACUACAAUCGUUUUAGGCACAUAUGGCUAUUUGGAUCCGGAGUAUUUUCAAUCAAACCAAUUCACUGAGAAAAGCGAUGUUUACAGCUUUGGGGUAGUUCUUGUUGAGCUUAUAACAGGGAAGAAGCCAAUUUGCCCCACCAAAGACGGAGGAUGGAUCAGCUUAGCAGUUGAAUUUCUUUCCCACAUGGAAAGUUCUCCUCUAUCUGAUAUCACCGAUGCUCGAAUUGCAGAUGAGGGCAAGGAAGAGGAGUUCGCGGCUGUUGCUAACCUUGCAAGACGUUGUUUGGAAAUGAAAGGGAAACAACGACCUACAAUGAAAGAAAUUUCUGUACUUCUUGAUGGGAUCAGGUCUAAUCAUGUCCCUAAUCUCAAAGAACUUCCCCCAGCUAAAAACAAGCAAGCUGUUACGGAGUUAUUCAACACACAGAACAGUCCUUUCAGUAUAGAGACGUUCUUUUCUGAUGAGGGUGCCUCUGGUUCCAUAGAAGUCCAACCGCUUAUGAUCGACAUCUGAAAAAUUAAACCGGAGGUUGUGUCAUUCAACGUAAUGAAGCUCUUAUCCUUAAACACAUGUUUUUCUUCGUAAUUUUCAAUCCCCCCAUAAUUUAAAAAAAAAAAAAAGAUUUAGAGAAGGAUAUGUAUAUUCAUAAAUAUUAUCAUGCCAAUAACCAAAGUGGUCGUUAAAAUAUAGGACUCGAUCUUAUAUCGAGUAUUGUACAAGUUAAAACUUAUAGCACUUGUCUGAUCGUAAAACUGGUGUUUGCAGUUUGUAGACACUUAGCUUGUGA
Messenger RNA from Amaranthus tricolor (Joseph's coat), 2807 nucleotides. Its product is annotated as wall-associated receptor kinase-like 6. Gene Ontology annotation, biological process: protein phosphorylation; cell surface receptor signaling pathway. Bases 221 to 2533 code for a protein of 770 amino acids. The transcript has 3 exons. Gene Ontology annotation, cellular component: plasma membrane. Lineage: Eukaryota; Viridiplantae; Streptophyta; Magnoliopsida; Caryophyllales; Amaranthaceae. Gene Ontology annotation, molecular function: ATP binding; polysaccharide binding; protein serine/threonine kinase activity. The record is from RefSeq and is a predicted model, not a curated record.